Molecule: messenger RNA, 1984 nt
Organism: Rana temporaria (common frog)
Lineage: Eukaryota; Metazoa; Chordata; Amphibia; Anura; Ranidae
Gene: LRRC75B
Product: leucine rich repeat containing 75B
Exons: 4
Coding region: 646-1635 (329 amino acids)
Source: RefSeq, a predicted model, not a curated record
CUGCUCACCAUCCUACCCUGCUUGCUCACCAUCCUGUCCUCACUGCUCAUCAUCCUGCCCUCCCUGCUCACCAUCCUACCCUGUUUGCUCACCAUCCUGUCCUCACUGCUCAUCAUCCUGCCCUCCCUGCUCACCAUCCUACCCUCCUUGUUCACCAUCCUACCCUCCCUGCUCAGCCCCUCUCUCCAGACACACAGCUACCAACCAUCCCCCUCCACUAUGCACUAUGCAGCCUGUGAUUGGCCAGCCCGAGCAAGCUGAAACAUAAACAAACAGAGAAGACAGGCGGCUCCAGACACACAGACUAGUCCGAAUGUAGCCAGCGUCACCCCGAUCGGAUGGUAGAGAUCAUACAGGAGCUGGCGGCCAGUGACAGUCAUCAGAGAGCAGGCACACAGCGGGAGGUGCAGGCAAGUGACAGUUCAGCACCAGCGGCGGAGCGGACAGCUCCCUCCCAGCACAUUCAUAGAGGACUACGUGCGCUGCGCCUGGUGCUGUGCCCAGCGUGUGCCCACCUACCUGCUACACAUCUCUGAAUAGAUGACAAUGCUGGAACAUGGUGGCAUGCUAGGCUAGUUUCAUUGCACACAGCAUAGCUGGCACCUGUGUACCCAGUGGGCACGUUGCACAGGGUGGAGACAGGUGAUGGGUGGUCGGCUGAGCAGACAGAGCAGUCUGGAAGAUGAUCAGGAGGAGGUGGUAGACCCAGGGCCCCUGAGAGCAGAGCCCAGCAGCUCUCGAAGUACUGAUUUUGCUCUUACAUCGCUGAUCCUGAACUCGGAGAGGAUCCCUGGGGUGUUACGGAAGAAUAAACCGCCUCCGUACGGAAGGAGGGCGGCAUGGAUACGGGACAUUCAGGCGGUGCUCCGGGACCACAAGCAGGAGCGGGCGAUGCAUAUCCUCAAAAUGCUUCGCAAGGACCUAGGGCUGGAGGGUACAUUCCUAAAUGACAUCCUAUAUAGACAUGUCACCUUCCUCAACCUGGUGGACCCCAUCUCCCAUGAACUGCUGCUUAGCCUGGCCAGGGAACUGCAAUGCCCCAGGAAGGAACAUGAUUCACUGAAGUCUGCGGACCGUAUUUGCCGGCAACUUCAUUACCAUCUGACCCCACAUUCCAAAUGGCAUAGACACAGUCUACCUCGGAGGAAAAGCAUGGCAUGCCUAAAAAGCAGCUUGCAGCAAAAGUCAAAAAUAGAGGCAUUGGAUCUCUCUGGAAUCACAUUGUCGCCUAGAGAUAUGCAACGUGUAAUACUAUAUUUGCAGGGCCACGGAGACAGCCUAACGAGCAUGGACCUAAGCUUUACCGACCUCACAGACAGUACCUUGGCACAAGCCAUGCCUGCUCUUGCAGUCCUCCCCAAUCUUACGCACCUUGCACUAAAUGGAAACCGGCUUACUUGUGCCACCCUGAAGGAACUCAGCGAAGCCAUGAAAGACAGUACCAACUUCCCUUCAUUGGCCUGGGUGGACCUGGGCAACAAUGUGGACAUCUGUUCAAUGCCACAGCCUUUGCUUUUAGGAUUAAGGCGCCGCCUGUGCCAACAUAAUCUGCUUCCCACCAUCCCUGAGGCCCAGGACAGUGACUUGUCAGAAGGAGGAGUUUCCAUGUCUUUCCCACUGCCUUGGGACAGGUGAGGUCCCUCAAUGUAGUCAGCACAGAGACAGGGACUGACCACCCCUCCUCACACACCAGUGUUGAUUCCAUCUAACAUAACCAGAGAUUGGAUGUCACACUCACUGUGCCAUAGGUGGUAUGUUUUCAGCCAAGGAAGGGGGGCACCAGAUAAAGGUACCCCGUAGCCCCACUCAUCUUCAUCCACCGGCUGAGGAGCCCGGAGGCAAGGCAGCCCAUCACAGCUCAGCACCUGCCUCAUCACUGCGUGUUCUGUGGAUUAAUCUCCAAACAAAAGAAGCCCAUGAUCGCAGCCGGGCGACAGGGACAGAACUGCACUGUCAGGAAAACUGGAAAGAGGGGGGGGUGGGU